Plodia interpunctella (Indianmeal moth) is the source of this 1286-nucleotide messenger RNA. RefSeq names its product prostaglandin reductase 1-like. NCBI's taxonomy places the organism in Eukaryota, Metazoa, Arthropoda, Insecta, Lepidoptera, Pyralidae. The coding region runs from base 158 to 1225 and encodes 355 amino acids. Gene Ontology annotation, molecular function: 2-alkenal reductase [NAD(P)H] activity; 15-oxoprostaglandin 13-reductase [NAD(P)+] activity. Gene Ontology annotation, cellular component: cytoplasm. The record is from RefSeq and is a predicted model, not a curated record. The transcript is spliced from 8 exons. Gene Ontology annotation, biological process: prostaglandin metabolic process.
GGGGAAGGUGCAUAGGUCGCCAAAUUGACAGCCAAGGCUGCCAUAAUUAUUUCGGCGCUUACCUUCAUCGUAAACAGCUUUCCGCACCAGGGACAGAAGUACUUCGCGUCGUGGUCUGGGUGGAACUUGUGCUUUAUUUUAGAUAUUCAAGGUGAAGAUGGCAAAAGCAUUGGGUUUCACAUAUAUUGCCAAUCGUUUCUACUCAGCAGGAGUUCCCAAAGUGAGAGCGCAAAAAUAUGUUCUUAAUAAAUAUUUCCAAGGCGAACCUAAAAAAAGUGAUUUUCAAAUAAUAGAAGAAGAACUAUCGGUUUUAAAGGAUGGAGAAAUUUUAACUGAAGCAGAGUUUCUAAGCGUUGAUCCGUACAUGCGAGCGUACAUGAUUGGAUAUAAGCUGCCAACCGAUAUGAUCGGUGGCCAAGUGGCGAAGAUUAUUGCAAGUCGCAAUAAAAAAUUUCCCGAAGGAAAAUAUGUAGCGGGUUCAUUCGGAUGGCGAACCCAUACGAUUUGCAAUCCUUCUUUGCCACCAAAAAUUGGAUUUUUGCCCACGACACUGCUGCCAGACAUCAGUCCACACCCGGUGUCCCUUGGUUUGGGUAUUCUCGGCAUGCCUGGGAACACUGCACAUUUUGGACUUAAGGAGAUAUGCCAGGCCAAGCCCGGAGAGACCAUAGUGAUCACGGGAGCGGCUGGAGCAGUCGGCUCUCAUGUUGGACAAAUAGCUAAAGCGAUCGGUUGCCGUGUCGUUGGUUUCGCUGGUAGUGACGAAAAAUGCGAAUAUUUAGAAAAAGAUUUGGGAUUUGACAGAGCAUUUAAUUAUAAGACGGCCAACAUAAAACUUGCGUUAAAAGAUGGCGCUCCUAAACGAGUCGAUUGCUAUUUCGAUAAUGUUGGAGGUGAAAUCAGUACAACUAUCAUGAACUUCAUGAAUUAUUACGGAAGAGUGGCAGUGUGUGGCUCAAUAUCAUCAUAUAAUGAUGAUAAAUUGCCAAAGGUUACAAUUUUACAACCUGCAAUAGUUUUUAAAGAACUAAAGGUUGAAGGAUUUUUGGUGAAUAGAUGGAUUGAUCGUUGGGAUGAGGGUAUAAAUGCAAAUCUGAAGUUGUUACGAGAAGGAAAACUGAAAUACAAUGAAAAAAUAUAUCACGGGUUUGAUAACAUGGUGGAUGCUCUCGUCGGCAUGCUUCGAGGCGAAAACACAGGCAAAGCUGUCGUUAAAGUUAAGUAAAAAUGUACUUAAAAAAAGAAAUGUUAUAUUAUUUACUGUAUUACAAUAUGUACCUAACCUA